Molecule: messenger RNA, 1332 nt
Organism: Nymphaea colorata (pocket water lily)
Lineage: Eukaryota; Viridiplantae; Streptophyta; Magnoliopsida; Nymphaeales; Nymphaeaceae
Product: nudix hydrolase 17, mitochondrial-like
Exons: 5
Coding region: 173-679 (168 amino acids)
Cellular component (GO): cytoplasm; nucleus
Molecular function (GO): pyrophosphatase activity
Source: RefSeq, a predicted model, not a curated record
CUCUCGCUCUCCACCGUGCGUGGUGGCCGUAGGUGGUAGGUGGUUGCAUGGUUAUCGAAGAAAGGAAGGAGAUCAAGGGAGAAGGAAGAAGGUGUUCCACCGAUUCCGAUCGACGACAUAAUCGAUCUUCUUCACUCAAACAAUCUAUCUCUCUUUAGAUCUCGGCGCCACCAUGAUUAUGUUGAUCUCACGCUCCGGCAGACAAAACCAGAGAUAUGAAAAUGGUCGCCGGCUCAUCGCCGGAUGCAUUCCUUAUAGAUUCAAGGCUGAUCAGAGCAACCAUGACAAGUGCGUUCAGUCGUUAGAAGUUCUUGUCGUCAAGUCACAGAAGAGCGACAGAGUGUUGUUCCCCAAGGGAGGAUGGGAGAAGGAUGAGACAGUAGAAGAUGCUGCUCGGAGAGAAGCAAUGGAAGAAGCAGGAGUGGAGGGACUCGUGGAGACACAGCUUGGUAUAUGGACGUUCAACAGCAAGGGGAGCAAAGGCGGAGAGCGUGUGGCCCAUGUGUUCCCUCUGAAGGUGACUAACCUCCAGGAUCACUGGCCAGAGAAGGAGUUCCGCGAAAGAAGAUGGGUGAGUGUAGAAGAUGCGAGGAAAAGAUGCAAGCACCCAUGGAUGAGCAAAGCACUAGACCAGCUGAUCAUGAGAGAAAGGGAGAGACAUGGCAUGGCGUUUAACUAGAAACAAACAAGACCCGGGUGGGCAUCGGGACAGACUCGACUCGACUCGGCUCGGCUCGGCCGAACCCAGGGAGACCCCUUAUCCUCAUAGAAACCAUUUGGCCUAUGCAAAAGCCCGAGCCCGGCCGAGUCAAGCCUGACCAGUUAUAACCAGAUGUGAGCUCGUAUUCAAGCCGAUCAGUCGGCGCCAGAUGCAAUUCAGCAGCUACCAAAUUCAGGUCAGCAGGUUCUAAUGGUGGAUCAACAAAAACAUUUGGUUCAUCGGUUGAACUUAAGCAUUGACAUGGAUCUAAUUACAUGCUGGUUUUAGGCAGGCCUUGACCAGAUUAUGCAAAAACGAGUUCUUGACCACCUUCAACAAUAAUGUGAAGAAAAACUAUCAUACAACAGGUGGUUAGCGAGUAAGAAGCGAAUGUGAAGAGAAACAAGUUAAAGACCCUGGAUCAAGUCUCAAUCCUACCAAUCUAUAUGUACAUAAGGCUUGGUGGCCCUGGGCUUACCCUAAUCACAAAAGAAAUGUAUGUUCAAGGAUUAGGUGCCCGAACUUGCUUAAAUCCAACUGUAUAUAGAAAAGAAAAGGCAACUUGGGUGACUACAUUCUUUUCUAAUUGUUUUUCUUUCUUGAGUAUUCAUUGUAACGUGUCUAACUUAAGA